AUGCACAUUUCUAACCUCUCUCUUCGGACACAAAGCCUAUCGCUGCAUUCGGAGAGCCCCUUCAUCUUCCCAGACACAUCAGAGCCUACCGACGAAGCUGGUACCGCUAACAUGAACGCUCUGUCUCUAUCUGUGCCAUCUCUUUCUUCAUAUCGGACCGGGAGCGUAGUUGACCUCAUGGAAUCGACGACAACGACCGACUCUACUCAGACUGGCACCUUGACCCCUAAGGGCCACUCGGGCCCCUCUGGGCUGUCACUCCUCUUGGCACGACAAAAUCAUGACAAGCUAUCGAGCUCGCUAUAUGACUCGCCCAGCACGACUCCUACCAAUGAAUGCGCGCCUCACUUCCCUGUUGCGUCAUCCUCUCCGUUGUUAAAUGAGGACUCUUCACCGUUCGCCGACGCGAUGGCAUCGAAUUAUUCUGCUUCGGACGUGCACCACGUCGGAGACGCAAGCGAGCCCUCAGAGUCUGCACCCCUGUUAACCGACCUAGAAGCUUCGCGGUCAUCGUACAACGGUAAUGGGUACCUGUCCCCGCAUUUUGAUGGUAAACGCAGUAUGAGGGGUCUGCUGUAUAUCGCUGCCAGACAUUUGCCCUCUUUUCCAACCAUCAAGACAGCGAGGGGUAUCGCAGAGAACACGGUGCACUCCCUGUCAGCAGUCCUGCUGGGCACGUUGCUCAAUAUUCUCGACGGCAUCUCCUAUGGCAUGAUCAUAUUCCCGGCUGCGGGUGUCUUCUCUGACCUAGGAGGAAUCGGCGUUUCUAUGUUCUUCGCCUCAACAAUUGUCUCUCAGCUGGUAUAUUCUGCCGGAGGAAGUGGCUUCGCCGGUGCAAACGGAAGCAUGAUGAUUGAGGUUGUGCCGUUUUUCCACAUUCUUGCCAACAGCAUAGCGGCACAAAUUGGCGAGGAAAGGCCACACGAAAUUCUCGCAACAACAAUCUUUGCAUUCGCAUUGUCUUCUAUUCUCACAGGACUCAGCUUCUUCCUCCUUGGGGCUUUAAGGUUAGGCACACUGAUCGGUUUCUUUCCACGACACAUUCUCGUAGGGUGCAUAGGUGGUGUAGGCGUGUUCCUGAUAAUCACAGGGUUGACAGUGAGCACGCGGAUGGCGGAUGAUGACUUCGAUCUAACGUUGUCGACAUUCAAACUACUUUUCCUCAACAUUGGUAACCUUGUACUCUGGGUACCGGCGUUCGGAUUGGCAGUUUUGCUUCGGGUUAUCACGCAUAGAUUCGAGCAUCAGCUGAUAUUCCCCAUAUAUUUUUUGAUCAUUCCAGUAGUAUUCUACAUCGUCGUUGCCGCUGCGCGCCUUAACUUAGGUACCCUGCGCCAAGAGGGAUGGUUGUUUAAUAUGGGAGCCUCUCAUGAACCUUGGUAUCAGUUUUAUAGGCUAUUUGAUUUCAAGGCUACUCAAUGGAGUGCAAUAUGGUCUACACUGCCUACGCAGUUCGCACUAUUGUUCUUCAAUAUUCUUCAUCCUCCUUUAAACGUACCUGCGUUAGCGGUGUCGUUGAAUCAUGACGUAGAUACGGACAAAGAACUGGUAGCGCAUGGAUACUCAAAUCUACUUGCUGGUGUACUGGGCACGGUACCCAACUACCUGGUCUACGUGAAUACUUUGUUAUUCUAUCGGGUUGGGGGAACCACACGCAUCUCAGGCAUUCUCCUUGCGGGUGCAACGGCAGUCCUCCUCGUCAUUGGGACCGCUCCUAUUGCCUUUAUACCUGUCAUGGUGGUUGGUGCUUUGAUUUUUGUUCUAGGUUUCGAUCUUGUCAAGGAAGCCCUCUGGGACACCAGGCAUCGAGUGAGCAGGACCGAGUACAUAACUAUCGCCAGCAUCAUGAUUUGCAUGACGGUGUGGGACUUUGUCGUUGGCGUGCUCUUUGGCAUCAUCGUCAGCUGUUUUUUCUUCGUAGUCCAGAGUUCUCAGCGCAGGAGCAUUCGAUCUCUUCAUACCGGCGAGACAGUCAUGUCUUCUGUGCGCAGGCCAGGUGCCCAUCGCGCGUAUAUUCAGGAAGUCUCCAAGCAGACAACUAUUCUCAGACUGCAAGGCUUCCUCUUUUUUGGCACCAUCACACACGUCGAAGAGACCAUAAGGACACUUGUGGAAGGGCCAGCUUGGCUUCGGAGUCCUAUGCGAUUUCUUAUUCUCGACUUGGCCCUUGUUGCUGGAGUCGAUAUGUCUGCGGCUGAGGCUUUUGUGCGCAUUCAACGCAUACUGGCUACGAGAAAAGUCGUUCUCGUGUUCUGUGGAUUUUCUAUGGAGUCGAACGUUGGGAAGUCCUUGCACAACGUGGGUUUGCUGGAAAUGGAAGGUGUGGAGCUGUUUUCGACAUUUAAUGAUUCUCUGGAAUGGACUGAAAACACAUACUUAAGAUCCUGGUUCACCGCACAGAAGGCUGAGCCGCGCAACGUCGUCUUACCCGGUAGGCAGGAUGAGUUACUAUCCUUUGGUGGAUCGGUUUCCGUCACCCCCAGAAAAUCUCAUAUCCUUGAUGCCGGCUGGCGUACGAUUGCUCAAGGCCAUCCUCCACCCGAGGUAGAUACCGUGGAAACUGCAGAGCCAUACAGAACACUUGUGAACGCAUUCUCAAGUUAUGGCCCAAUGGAUCGACAGAAGUUCGCAUCGCUGGUAUCCUAUCUUGAGCGUGUGUGCCUGCCUGCAGGUGCUGUUCUCUGGCACCAAGGCGAUGACCCAGACGGGCUCUAUAUGGUCGAAUCUGGGGUUCUCAGGGCGAUAUAUCGUUUCAACGAGCAUACGCCGCCUACCGAAGAAUCGAUGGUCCCAGGGACAAUUGCGGGAGAACUGUCUACCCUAUCCGGUCUCGCUCGCAAUGCGACGUGUUUAGUCGAGCGGCAUGCUGUGCUUUGGAAGCUUAGCGUGCAGAACCUGCGCCGUUUGGAAGCGGAACACCCAGAGCUGGCUCUAGAGUUCACACGGCUUGUACUGAAAGCCGCCAAACUUGAUUAUGAUAUCCUCAUCUCAUCUUUAGCUACACGGCAAUGA
This is a messenger RNA of Fibroporia radiculosa, 3012 nucleotides long. RefSeq lists its product as uncharacterized. NCBI's taxonomy places the organism in Eukaryota, Fungi, Basidiomycota, Agaricomycetes, Polyporales, Fibroporiaceae. Gene Ontology annotation, cellular component: membrane. The coding region runs from base 1 to 3012 and encodes 1003 amino acids. The record is from RefSeq and is a predicted model, not a curated record. The transcript has 21 exons.